AUGGCCCUCACACCGCUGUUGCUCGCUGCUGUCUUUGCGGCAUCGAGAUCUUUUCGACUUGAUGCUGACUCGAACUUCGAAGGCGGGAUUGACACCAAGCGCGAGUGGCCAUGGACGAGGAGAUUGACGGUGGAUGAGGCGGCGAUAGAGAGGUGGCGAAGAGACGGCGGCGACCUGCCUACUUCUUCCAGUGCGUUGCUGGAGGCCUCAGGCAAUGCAUCUCGUGCACCUCCGCUUCCACCUGCCUGGUCCAAGCGGCUGACCUUCUUGAGAGCAUUGGGCAGCGGUGGUCACGGAACUGCAUACCUCUAUGUAGUUUCAUGCGGUUCGUCGAAUAUCACGGUGACGGUGAAGCUGCUGCACAACAAGAGGCUGCAGGACAUGCGAGAAGUCAGGGCGAUGCGGGCGAUGUACGGGGUUUCGGACUUUUGCAUCUCCACAUUGGGUGCACCGGACUACAUCGACACCGAAUCGGGUCUAUGGAUCAUGAUGCCGUUUCUGAAUUCGGGCAGCCUCUUGCAACUGCUGGAGAAAUUGGAGAACUGUCCUGCGAAGUGUCGGUGUAACAGCCGGAUCUGUUGGGAACGCCUCGGAGCUCCUUACAGCAUUCCCUUUGUUCAGGCACUGCUUUAUCAAGCAGCUUUGGGUGUCGGAGCCCUUCACUCACAAGGGUACCACCACAUGGACUUGAAGCCGGAGAAUAUCAUGCUGAAUUGCCGGGGUACCAAUUGUUUUGCUGAAGUUAUCGACCUGGGCAUUGCGUGCCAUCCGAAACUGUGCAAAUGGUCCGGAACCAUCGGCUUCAUCGCGCCAGAGGUCUGGACUGGCACAGGCCUUGGACUGGCGGCCAAUGAUGUUUGGUCCCUUGGGGUGGUCUUCUACGAGAUGAUGUAUGGGCGCAAGCCACCGUUCCACGGCGAUCGGAAUGGAAGAGAGACAAGAUCAUAUAUCCCCACGAUAGACGAUGCAAUUCCGAAGCCUCGCAUGCCCAUUGACCACUUGAUUGAAAAUAUGCUCAGCCACAAUCCAUCGAGACGCCCGACGAUGAGUGGGCUGAAGGAUCGGCUUCGCCGCAUCAUCCUUAAUUCAGAUCCAGGACAGGACGUGCUGGAUAUGAUCAACAUGUCUCCACUUGAGCGAGGCGCGCAACAGAAGCUGCCGCCCUGUCUGCUUCAAUAUGAAGACCCCGAGCAUGUCAGGGACAUCGGUGACCGGCCAGCUCACCGCAUGGACUGUGCUAGCCCACCAAGGUAUGCCCAGGGAUACUUCCGGUGUGGCGUAUGUGCCAGCUGCAACCCCUGCUGCAAAUGCAACGUGAAGCGUAAGGAUAAGCUGGAGAAAGCAUACUUUCGCAUGUCUACAUGUGAAUGA
Messenger RNA from Symbiodinium sp. CCMP2456, 1371 nucleotides. Lineage: Eukaryota; Dinophyceae; Suessiales; Symbiodiniaceae. The record is from the annotation of a GenBank genome assembly.